AUGGACGAAAGCAACCUUUACAGAGUUUUAGAAGCAUUGAAUGUUGUUCACGCUCCUGAAUCUAGUCGAGAAGCUCGAUAUGAGGCCCAAGGGUUGUUAGAUAAUUUGAAAGAGUCUUUUGAUAACAGUUCUUCAGGUUUCCAGUUACUAAAUCUAAAUGAUGAAGUUUUAAAAGCUAGAGGGUAUAAAAUUGAUAUUCAUGUAGUCAGGCAUUUUGCGUUAAGUCUUUUUGAAGCAAGCAUUCAUGGGAACUGGAAGAAUUAUGAUGACCAAACGAAGCUUUCUCUAAUUUCUUUCCUCUGUACCUUCUCUUUGCAAAAUGCAGAUGCGCUCUCUGUUUACUACGUCCGCAACAAGCUAGCUUCUGUCUUUAUAGAAAUUGUGAAGCGAGAUUGGUAUAGUCAUGUUUGGAGAGAGCAAUUUGAUUCAUUUUUGCAAUCUCUCUGGAACAUGAAUGUGGAGCAUCGCCAGCUUUCCUCUUUUAUAUUACGUGGCAUCAUGGAGGACUUAUAUCAAUAUGAUGAUCCUGUCGCUUCCCUUCGCUCUCACAUUUUGUUUAAUGCCCUAAUCAGUGUUUUGUCCUCCUCUCGCACCCUUCACAAGUUGUACCCAUCCGGUCUCCCUUAUUCUGUAUCUAUACCCGAAAAUAGCGAAGGAUGGCUGAACCGUUGGUCAUCAACACUUGACACCGAAUCUGAUGCAUUAGAAAGUCUGAAAUGCUUCAAGAGCUGUCUUUCUUGGGUCGCUACGGACUCAAUCAUUGAAGCCAAUAUUGUGGCCCGGAUUUGCAACAUUUUAGUGAAUGGACCGAUUCAUUUGAAAACACAUGCCAUCGACUGUAUAUACAUUUGCGUCACCAGGAGCAUGGAAAUUGAUGAUCCUCUUUGGGCAACAGUUGAAGAAUUGUUAUCAUCCGAGGGCCUUUAUACUCUUCAUCAAGUCUAUUCAAACAUAUCCCAAUCCAUAAAAAUUGAGGACUUAUCUUCUUCUUCUGGUGAUUACAUUUUACUGAAAAAACUUGCCGAAACCAUCGUUGCUCUUGGACAGUACAAUUAUUUGGAUUCCAGUCGACGAAAGGCUAUCAAUCUAAAUUGUCUAGAUACUUAUUCUUCCUUAAUCCUUGAAAUUAUGAAGCAUCCUAGUUUAUUAAUUAGUGCCAUUUCCCAACAUUUUUGGGUCUUGGCUUUGCGGGAUCCUUUAAUAUCUAAACACGAAAAAUUUCAAGGAGUUUAUCCUCAGCUGCUUAAUGUUGCAUCAGAACGAUUGCUUCGUUUUGAAGAUGCCGUGGUUGACAUGAUGCCUGAGUCCCCUAUAGCUGUGUUUCUCGCUGAAGACGUUGAAGGGGUCGCUGCUGUGCAUUCUUUUUGUGGGAAUUAUCGAAGAUUUAUGUUCGACAUUGUUCGUCUCACUGUUUCUAUAAAGCCCUUGGAAUCUUUAAGUUGGGUACAAAACAACUUUCAAAGUAUCUUGGUUAACAAUAUUAACCAGAUUAAAUCUCAAACAUCUUUUUCGUCAAAGACGACUCCUCUUUAUUUAAUAAUGGAUGUAGGCUUUUCAACUAUAGAAGCUUCGCUUCAUGGAAUUACACGCUGGAAUGAGAAUGUAACUGAUAGUUCAACAUAUGAACUCAUUUUACAAAGCUUAUUUUUAUGGUGUAAACAAUUGGUUGAAAUCGAGUUUCAGGAUCCUAUGCUUAUAACACGACUCAUUAGUGUCCUGGUUUUGUUCACAUCAAUUCUGGCUCGUGAAAAUACAACCUUGCUUGGGAUUGUUUUGGAGAAAAUUAUUUCCGCAGUUACUUACAAUAACUCACCAUCGUUAUACGGAUUUUCUGAUCUUCAGAAAGUCAAUGAAAUGCGAAGUAGAUGUUGUUUCGAAUUGGUCAGACUUGGAGAAUUAAUGCCAAAUCCCUUGAUGAACAUUUUUGAUCAGCUACAGAGCACUAUUGACCAACUUGGCACGUAUACAACUCUCAGUGGUUCAGAAAUUGUGAUGCUAAAAACAUUUUUGUUCGUAAUUUCUCAGUUCUCCGAUAUUAAUCAUGUUCUUAAGAAUGAAUAUUUUGAAAAGCUUGUGGGUCCUGUUGUAUCCACUUGGCUCGAUGCUCAGCCUCCUGUAAAUUCUCCCAUGGAAUUUUUAAAUCACGUAAAGCUGCCUCAAAUGGCUGCAUAUCUGUUUGCAAAGUAUCCUUAUAAUGCGGAUUAUACAAAAUUUGAGCUGGAUACAGAUGCAUCCUCUUUUCAAACGGAUUUGGAAGACAGUCGGAAAUGGUUAUGGCCUAUAAAAUGCUUAGGUCGAUUUUGUGAAGCUACUUACAGCAAUAGACGGAUACAUCCAUCAGAAUUUGAUGAACAGAAAACUUUGUGGUUGGUAAUCCUUCCAAACAUAGUUCCUGGGUUACUGAAAUUAAUUGAACAGUUACAUUGUUGUUGCGAUCCCUCUUUCAUCUCAUCAUUAGGAACACAUAAUUCUGCAAUUCUUCAAAAAAGUAUCGUUGAACGCUUUUGGCUUCACGGUGUUAGUCAAAUUUCUAAAAAUCAAUUUUUGGAAGAAUCAUAUAAAAUGGAUGUUUCUGCUAACAAGUUGAUCCAUUCUUUUGGACACUUUUUGCGUCGAUUGAGGGAGUACUGUUAUGGAGCAAUCGCUUCCUUUACGAGACUUGGGGAGCCAUUCUUCGCAAUUCCAGCUUUGUCAACCUCCUUCCUUACUUCAUUUUUUAAUCAUGCUUCUGGCCUUAGUCUUCAUCAAUGGACGUCCGUUGUCAACGUUAUCAUAAAACCAUACUGUUUACAUUGUCCUCCUGCACUCCGUGAUGAAUGUUUAUUACCUCUUCUUCCUCCUUUGCUUUCCGAAUUGGAUCGGAAGUUGGUGAAUGAAUGGCGAAGCAUAACCGAGAGAGGUCUUCUUGUUGAAGAGGAUACCGAGGAAACAGACGACCUUUCAGAAGAAAUGAUAGAAGAAUCUUUACUUCGCCAUCUUACUUAUGCUACAUCAAAAUUGAUUACGGAAACGUUUUUACAAAUUACACCUACACAAUCCCGUUCGACGAUCUCUUCAGACUUUGUUGAAAAAGAGUCAUCGGCCAAUGGUUCGUCCAAGUUAUCUGAUUACGUUUUAGAUAAUGCGAUUAUUUGUGAACCACUUCUAAGCACGCUUUGCCAUUUAUUAGCUGUUCAUGAUUCGAGAACAGUUACAAUUGUUGUGAAUGCGUUUAUAGCAAUUACACCUUUACUGGUAUCUGAGCGUACCCAUUCGAUAGUUCGAGAGUUUGUUUGUCAACAAGUGUUUCAGACUGUCAUAAUGGCUAUUAAUGAUUCUUACUUUGAGCAAAUGCAAUCUGAUUUUGUCCGGUUGGCUUGCAUUAUCCUUUCUUACUCUCAAGGAAUUACAGACUCCUCCUUUAGAGUUUUAGCAAGUAUUCCAGCUUUGGCUUCACAAGAAAAUUUGCUGAAUACGUUUGCGAAUAGGUUCCGCGAAGCAUCUACGCUGAAAAUCCAAAAAGCAUUACUUAUGAGAUUACUUAAUUCCGGAAGAAUUGUACCGAGAACUGAUAGAAGAGCUCUAAAUUCAGCUGUGCUUGAUGUGAGUGCUAAAGAAAUGUUGAAACGAUUUGAAAAAAGUGUCAGUCUUCAGGACGAUACAAAUAAGGGUGAUAUUCUAUCUAAAGAUGAGGAUACUGGAUUGGCUAAUCUCUUUGGUUAA
Messenger RNA from Schizosaccharomyces osmophilus, 3702 nucleotides. RefSeq names its product karyopherin/importin beta family nuclear import/export signal receptor (gene msn5). The transcript has 2 exons. Gene Ontology annotation, cellular component: RNA nuclear export complex; nucleus; cytoplasm. Gene Ontology annotation, molecular function: RNA binding; nuclear export signal receptor activity. The record is from RefSeq and is a predicted model, not a curated record. Gene Ontology annotation, biological process: protein export from nucleus; RNA export from nucleus. The coding region runs from base 1 to 3702 and encodes 1233 amino acids. Lineage: Eukaryota; Fungi; Ascomycota; Schizosaccharomycetes; Schizosaccharomycetales; Schizosaccharomycetaceae.